AGACGUUUUACAAGGCCUGUUCGUUGGCGGGAUUCAAAAGUACUGCUGUGGUAGCUUUUGGAAAUAUUUCCCUUUUGAUGAAUGUUACGUGUUCGUAUGUGUUACUUCCUUUCGAACUAGCACAUUUAUAUAAUUCUUUAUUAUACCAAAUUUCAAUUGACAGCUAAUGCGUCUAGCAGUUCGCUGUCUUUGAUAUUCUUGAAAAUUUACAACUCUUAUCUUAAUGUGCAAUACUCAGGAGUCAAUUUUAGUCGCAACAAUAGGUGUCUCUUUAUUUUUGAUUGAUUACGGCAAUAUUGCUGCAACAUGACACUUUCUACUAAAGAUACUUCUCAUUUGCGUGAGCAAGACUUGUCAAAGCUGGACGUCAGCACCCUUACUUCCCUCUCACCUGAGGUUAUCAGUCGUCAGGCUACUAUUAACAUCGGUACCAUUGGGCAUGUCGCUCAUGGUAAGUCAACAGUGGUACACGCACUUUCAGGUGUCCACACUGUUAGGUUCAAGCAUGAGAAGGAGAGGAAUAUUACCAUUAAAUUAGGUUAUGCUAAUGCCAAAAUCUACAAAUGCACGAAUCCAGAAUGCCCCCCUCCGGAAUGUUACAAAUCGUACGGAAGCUCUAAGGAAGAUGAUCCGUUGUGCCUUAGACCAGGCUGUGGCCACAAGAUGGAGCUAAAGCGCCACGUUUCGUUCGUCGACUGUCCUGGGCACGAUAUUCUUAUGGCUACUAUGCUUAAUGGAGCUGCUGUUAUGGAUGCAGCAUUACUGCUUAUUGCCGGAAAUGAACCCUGUCCUCAACCGCAAACAUCGGAACAUCUUGCGGCCGUUGAGAUUAUGAGACUUCGGAACAUCAUCAUAUUGCAGAACAAAGUCGAACUUAUUAAGGAAUCUCAAGCUUUGCAGCGACAGGAGGAGAUCAAAAAAUUUGUGUCUGGUACUGCUGCUGACAGUGCGCCUAUAAUACCAAUCAGCGCUGUGUUGAACUACAACAUUGACGUUAUUUGUGAGUAUUUGGUUACUCAGGUUGCUGUGCCUAAGCGCGACUUUAAGUUGGCACCGCAAAUGAUUGUCAUUCGUUCGUUCGAUGUCAACAAGCCUGGAGAGGAAGUAGAGAAUCUUCAGGGCGGAGUUGCUGGAGGUAGUAUCCUCCACGGUGUCCUCAAGGUUGGUGACCAGAUUGAAAUCAGACCUGGUAUUAUUUCCAAGGACUCAAAUGGCAACAUUCAGUGCAAACCCAUUAUCUCCAGGAUCGUUUCUCUUUUUGCUGAACAGAAUGAGUUACAAUUUGCUGUUCCCGGUGGUUUGGUUGGUGUGGGUACAUCAAUGGAUCCCACUUUGACAAGGGCCGACAGAUUGGUUGGCCAGGUAGUUGGCCAUGUUGGCCAGCUGCCAGACUGCUUUGUAGAAAUCGAGGUAUCCUACUAUCUGUUAAGGCGUCUUCUUGGUAUCAAAGCACCAGAUGGUGACCGUAGCACGAAAGUUUCUAAGCUUAAGAAAGGAGAGUUCCUUAUGAUUAACAUUGGAUCCACUUCGGUUGGAGGCCGCGUUACUGGAAUCAAGCCUGAUAUGGCCAAGUUCGAGCUCACAGGACCUGUUUGCACACGUGUUGGUGACAAGGUAGCCCUUAGCCGCAGGGUAGACAAGCACUGGAGGCUAAUUGGUUGGGGUCAAAUUAACAAAGGGAAGGCCCUAACACUUCAGAAGUCACUUUGAUCACACUAAGUGAUUUUAAAAUAGAAGUGAUAAAAGAAAAUUUCCAGUUUCUGGAAUAUUCGCGCUGCCUUUGUGUCUCCUUUGAUGUUGCAACAGAGUACAGCAUAAUUCAUUAUGAAUAGCACGAUGAAGUCUAUUCGGAAAUCGCACAUUCACACAAAUGUGGAAAAGGCUGUUGCGGAGGCCAUUCGACGUGAACUGCGUGACCAUAAAGGUGAGGCCAUCUCUCUGAAGGCCUUCAGAUAACCGGUAUCCUUAAAAAAGGAC
Molecule: messenger RNA, 1977 nt
Organism: Babesia bovis T2Bo
Lineage: Eukaryota; Apicomplexa; Aconoidasida; Piroplasmida; Babesiidae
Product: putative Eukaryotic translation initiation factor 2 subunit 3
Exons: 2
Coding region: 307-1710 (467 amino acids)
Biological process (GO): positive regulation of translational fidelity; formation of translation preinitiation complex
Cellular component (GO): eukaryotic translation initiation factor 2 complex; cytosol; membrane
Molecular function (GO): translation initiation factor activity; serine-type endopeptidase activity; tRNA binding
Source: RefSeq, a predicted model, not a curated record